Closterium sp. Naga37s-1 is the source of this 1170-nucleotide messenger RNA. The record is from the annotation of a GenBank genome assembly. NCBI's taxonomy places the organism in Eukaryota, Viridiplantae, Streptophyta, Zygnematophyceae, Desmidiales, Closteriaceae.
AUGCCCAUGCUCAAUCCAACAUCUUUUGAGGCGGCUCAAAAGUCUGCAGCAGCAGCUGCACUGCACCGCCACUCCACAGUCUUUAAGCUUAUGCCCAUGCUCAAUCCAACAUCUUCUGCCAUCCCCUUGUUCCUGCUGCUCCUCAUUUCUCCCUCCUGCUUUCCCCACUUCUCUCCCUCUUCCCUCCCUUCCAACUCCCCCUCCCCGCGAAACCCCACUUCCAACCUGAAAUUCCAAACACCUCAAGUCCAUACUUCUCGUCGCCUGUCCCUUCUGUUUCUCUUCGCUGCCCCCAUUCCCUCCCCUCCCUCGUUUUCACUUCCCCCCAUCCCCUCGAGCUCACCCAUUCCAUCCUGCUUCCGCCUUUUCCCCCCAUCACACGGACCUCUGCCUUUGAAGAAGCUAGAUCUACUAUCACAAGCAUACCACACCACACCGCAUCCCACCAUUCUGGUGCAGGAGGAAGGGUCGCCAUGUUACCCACCCUCCCCUGCUUGCCAUGGCAGCGAGCUCAACGGCAACCACUUCUCAGGCUCCAUCCCCCCUGCGAUCUUUACCCUCACCCAAGUCACCAUCCUGGGCAUGAGGAGUAACGCGCUCACAGGCGACAUCCCAGCCAGCAUUGGCUCCCUUGCAUCGAUCCUCGUCCUCGAUCUGAGUGACAACUCGCUCACGGGCACCGUGCCAGCGGUCAUGGGCAAGCUAGCCAAGCUUGACGAGAUCAAUGUGAACUCCACAGGCCCGUCCAAGGUGCUGUGUGCGGCAGCGGGUGUGUGUGUGGUCAACCAGGUUGCCACCUCUGCCUUCUGCAAGAAGUGCACCACCUUCUGCAAAGUCUGCACGCCCCCUGGAAAUAACACUAACCCCGCCGCGGUGCCUACCCCUGCUGUUCCUGUUCCUCCUGUUCCUGCUCCGACCGCCACUCCCCCAGUCGCCUCUCCCCCCCCGCCUGCUCCUUCCCCCACCACAGCUGCACCACCGCCUGCUCCUGUCACAGCUUCCCCUUCCACCCCCACUGCUUCCCCACCUCCUCCUGCUGCUGCACCUGGCGCACCUGCCGCCACGGUACCUUCUCCUCCGCCUCCCCGUGCUGGAGCUAUUUAUGGCGUUGGCUUCGGCACGCUGCUGGCCUCCCUGGUGUCGGCAAUGGCGCUGGACUUGCUGCUGUAG